This is a messenger RNA of Dentiscutata erythropus, 2040 nucleotides long. The record is from the annotation of a GenBank genome assembly. NCBI's taxonomy places the organism in Eukaryota, Fungi, Glomeromycota, Glomeromycetes, Diversisporales, Gigasporaceae.
GCUGAUCGGCGAUGUUGGCAAGCAUUUGUUACUGCAGUAUCGAUAUGGAGCCAGAGAAUUAUAACGGAAGCUGAAAUCGAAGCUGAACUUGGUUCAUUUCCUAAUUCAAACCGCAAUAUGGAACUAGAAGUGCUCGAAAAUUUUAAUCGCCAAAUUUACAUUCGACAAAUUAAAGCAAAAGCCUAUCAUUACUUGCCUCGGAAUUUUUUAUCAUCUUUAGAUUUGAUUGCCCAAAUUAAUGUUGAAAAAACUGGAACUUUGGGUCACUAUAAUUUUACAGUUCAAGAGGCAUUGGAUUUUCAUGCAAUGUCUGGUGGAUUAAUCGAUCAUAUUGUAACCGGCUCAGAACGAUUUCCUGGUCAUUUUGUCGGGCCAUUUCAUGAAAUUAUCUUAUCAACUGAAAUAAUUAAAUUUCUUGUUCAGUAUUAUUCAGAAAUUUAUCCAAAUUACAACUUUUAUGAUGAAAAUCAAUUACCAAAAUCAGAAAAAUCAAUUCUUGUGUCUUCAACAGCUCGUCGGGCAACUGCUCUCAAACUUGGUGAAGAAAAAUAUGGAUCUUUUUUUUCGCGCUCUGAUUUGAAUUCGCAUGUACUUGCACGUUGGCAGCUAGAAAAUGAGAGAGUUAAUUGGCCAGGAAUAAUUAAAUUUUUUAUUGAACACCGAGUAUCUUUGCCAAAUUCAAAAACUCCAACUAGCCAUUAUCUUGCUAUUGUUGAUUGGUAUAGAAGAGAUUCACAAAAACAAAGCUAUUUUUAUGUAAAAUCACGUGAUAAAUUAUUCAAAAAUAUAUUAUCUACAAAUGCCGAUGGAACUUACCAUGCGGAAUUGUGGGAAGACCGAUUCGUUGAGCGAGGAAUUGUAACUAUCUUACCAAUUCAAAGGAUAAUCGGUCGAUUUGCUAAAAGCAAUGGAAUCAAGUUAUCUGGAACUACUUUAAACUCCCUUUCGACAAGUAUUACUAGCUUAACUCAAAGCGUAAAUGAAAUGAAAACUACUUUAAAUUCUUCAGAUAUUAAAAAUCAACUUGAAAUAACAAAAAAUUCAAUCGAUUCUUUAAAACGUCGAUUUGAUAUUUAUGAGCAAAACCAGAAUGAGAUUGCAACUACUAUACAGCGUAUUAAUAGUGAACAUGGAAUUAAAAUACAACGUCUUGAAGAUACAUUAAUAACUGCAACUACUACAUUAGAAAAUUUAUCAACUUCUACUUCGGCACUUCAAGAUACUACGAACAAUAUAUUAUCACAUAUUCAGAGUUAUGACAAUAAUAUUUCAAGUAUAACAAAUACAAUGAUUAACUCUCCACGCGCUAUUACGGUAGCAAAUCCUGUGCUUACUGCAAAAGUUCAUGACAAGAUGCGUUAUUUUAAUGGAUUCGAUGAUGAAUCUCAAUCUCAAGAUCGUAAUUAUAUAUAUGACUUUGAACUUGGUCCUAAAAACCGGAAAAACAAAAGAAUUACUCGAAACUAUGUGGAUCUCUUUAUUAAGGAAUUUGAUGUCCAAUUCGAAAACACACAAACUAAUGAAAAAUGGAAUGAAACUACAAUCACUGAAAUCUGUGAAGCUUACUUUAAGACAUUGAAAAAAGAACCCGCCUUAAACAAAAUUCCUGAAAGCAAUUUAAAUUAUCCUAAAAUUGAAGUUGAAAAGUUAUUUUCUUUUGAGGCGACAUCCCCGGAAGUGUCUGAUGCUGAAGAGAUUCCAAUAUCUGGCUCUGAUGAUUUAGAUAUAUCUCAAUCAUUUAGAAGAAAACUAUUAGUACCGGUUCUUCCUUGGAUAAGCGACGAGGCAAUUCAUAUCCGUGGUCUUGUAGAGGAUUUUAUUAAACGAAAUCGAGUGGAAAAAUUAAAUUCUGGAGGCCGUCAUUCUUACACUACUCCUCUUCCACGUGAAAUUAUUAAAAUGGACGAUCCAAGAUGGAUUACGAUGCGAUCAAUGAUUCCUCCAAAACCGAAAGACCUCCCAAAUUGGGCAUGGAAUCAAAUCGAUCCAAGCGAAUACUUUGAAAAUUCCGAUGACAUAGAUGAUUACAUUUAUGAAUAA